Molecule: messenger RNA, 2431 nt
Organism: Trichomycterus rosablanca
Lineage: Eukaryota; Metazoa; Chordata; Actinopteri; Siluriformes; Trichomycteridae
Gene: orai1b
Product: ORAI calcium release-activated calcium modulator 1b
Exons: 2
Coding region: 1-666 (221 amino acids)
Biological process (GO): store-operated calcium entry
Cellular component (GO): membrane
Molecular function (GO): store-operated calcium channel activity
Source: RefSeq, a predicted model, not a curated record
AUGAGCAGCAGUGCGCUGUCUCUGCAGGCUCUGUCCUGGAGGAAGCUCUACCUGAGCCGGGCUAAACUCAAAGCGACCAGCCGAACAUCAGCGCUGCUCUCCGGCUUCGCCAUGGUGGCUAUGGUGGAGGUUCAGCUGGACACGAGUCACGACUACCCCCCCGGCCUGCUGAUAGCCUUCAGCGCCUGCACCACGGUGCUGGUGGCCGUUCAUCUCUUCGCUCUGAUGAUCAGUACCUGCAUCCUGCCCAACAUCGAGGCCGUCAGUAACGUCCACAACCUGAACUCGGUGUGCGAGUCCCCUCACGAGCGCAUGCACCGGCACGUGGAGCUGGCCUGGGCUUUCUCCACCGUCAUCGGCACGCUGCUCUUCCUCGCCGAGGUCGUCCUGCUGUGCUGGGUCAAGUUCCUACCCAUCAGGCCCAAGAACCAGAAAAACGGCACGGUGUCGGCCGGAGUGGCCGCCGCCAUCACCUCCACCUCCAUCAUGGUUCCCUUCGGCCUGAUCUUCAUCGUCUUCGCCGUGCACUUCUACCGCUCGCUGGUCAGCCACAAGACCGACCGGCAGUUCCAGGAGCUGGAGGAGCUGGAGGAUCUGACACGGCUUCAGAACGAGCUGGACCAGCGAGGAGAGACCGCUGUGCUGCAUUCCCCCGCCUCUCAGUAGGGGGCGCUGUCCUGAGCCGUGGUUUUAUCUGCUGUUCGUGUGUGUUGAUGUCUGCAUGAGGAUCUGUAGAUCUGUGGAAAUGUUACUCGUUGUGUUCUUUAGGCCUCCUCUAGGUGGCGCCAUGCUGAGCCUGUUUUUAAUCUGCCAUGUUUGUGUUUGUGAAGCUCACACAAGCUAAAUAAUGUUUUAUUCUGUAUCUGUACUGAUCUGUUCGAGCAUGAGCUUCAGGGGUGGGACGAUAUAUCGGUGUGAUGAUGAUUCACUACCAUAAAAUAUGAAGAAACUCCAAAUAUUUUAUUUAAAUAUUAACGUUGUUCUUUAAUUCUCUUCUAAACUUCCUUCCAUCUCGAACGGUGGAGAACUACCUCACAGUCUGCAGGUGUCCACAUAUUUUUGGUCAGUAAUAUUAAUACCGGACUCUCCUGCAGGCUCGUAGUUACUCCACAUGUAUUAAACCCUUUAGAAUAGUUGUCAGGAUGUAUGUGGGCGUGGUCCUGGAGCAUCAUCAGGACAAGUGUUUUGCACCAUAAGGUGCACCUGCUCCAGUAAAAUGAUUUACAUUGUGGAUCCUCCACCAUACUUCACAGUACCUAAACAAUUUAAUCGCACGUCUUCUGAUGCUGCUGCUCAGGGGUCCAGGUUUUGUGCUUUAUACACCAGGUUGAUACAGACAUGUGCAUCUGUGGGUGUGAGCGGGUCAUCGAGGUGCCCAGUCAGUUCUGUGGGUGUUUUUGUGGGCGGAGCUACUUUGAGGGUGUUUAGUGAUGACCCUGUAAUGUAGCGUCUGCACCCACUGUUCCACCCACUGUUCCAUACCCCCUUCCCCCUACGGCUUGUUGUAUUUUGUAUUGAUUUGUAUUACAGUUUUCCUCCAAAUUUAGUCCUAUCCGGUUCCCUGAUGGUAUUUCCCCUCUACUGCUGCUGACCUCUUCUCCUGAGCGAGGAGGGUCGUGACUAACACAACAAUGACGUGUCGGUUUGUGGCUUUGAGUCGCCUGAACGUGGAGGUUUAUUAUUUAUUCUUUAUCUAGUCUAACUCUAGAUCAGUUCUGUAGGUCAGUAAUGGAGGGGCGUGACCCUGAAGCUUCUGUAGAUGAUGAUGAUGAUGAUGAUGAUGAUGAAUCACUGCAGUAAUCAUGAAAUCUGAGCAGAAUGGACCACAGUGUGUGGGUGGGGGGGGGGGGGAUUAUAUAAGUGAUCAUUAAUAAAUGAGUACUGAUCAUUAACGUUGAAGUGAAGUGUGAUGGAGGGUGCAUUUAUAUCCAGUGUUUACAUUUUAAUACAGUAAUAACAGUAAUAACGUAUAAUAAUAAAUAUCUUCAAUCUUUUUGAACCUGGUCUGUUUAACCAGUCAGAAUUAUUUCUAUAAUCCAUUAGAAAUAUCUGAGCUUUAAUACAAACACAAUUCCAAAAAGGUCAGAACGGUAGAAUUUAGUCAUUUUUAUUUUUAUCACUUUUGUUCUUGAUCUGUUCUGUCCUAAUUGUUUUGGAGUGAGUUGCUGGUGUCAGAUUCUGUUUGUUUAUAGAAAUGAAAUAAAAGAUGAAUGAAUUUUACUGUAAUUUAAAUAUAAUCGGUGUUUUGUGUUUGUAGUCGCUGCUGUUCUGUAUUUUUAAUUUUCCGUGUUUGGUUCUGAUUUACUGUUUCCAUCAUAAUUCAGGAUCCUGUGAAUUAUUUGAUUUGAUUUGAUUUAAUGAAACAUCCUGCAACAAAAAACACUUAUAAUAAUAAUGAAAAUACAAUAAAACAGUAAAUAAAUGUACAUUG